CGUCACUUUUCCUCCUUUCGGCGUAGCACUACGAAAUUACUCCGGAUACCUGAACCGGUGGCCAGUGGACCAUCUCUCGGGAGCAUUUUCCACGGAACCAGCUUUCUCGGAUAGACAACACACCAUCUUGGGACUUGAUACGUUUCAUUCUGGGCUUCACGAUGCAGCUCAACCAGUUCCUCGUCCUUGCUGGCGUGCUCGGCGCCGCCGCACACCCGUCGGGGCACGCCCACCUUCACCGAAGCGCCGCGAAGCGCGACGUUCACGUCAAGAACAUCCACAGCGUCGCCCCUCCCCCCCCGCCGGUUACCACCACCUCCAAGGCGGUCCCGACUCCGUCCCCGUCUUCGCCGCCGGCCCAGGAGGUUGCGGACACCGGCAAGUCCAAGGUCAGCGAAGUCGAGACCAACGAGUACAUUCCUUUCUGCAGCGGGUCGUCUCGCAAGGCGAAGCGUGUGACGUACGAGCAGAUCAUGUACACGGGCAACUUGGGCACUAGCGGCGGCUGCAAAUGGAACUCCAACCUGAUGGUCGUUCCCAACAGCAUCGCCGACAAGUACGACUACGUCCAGACGUACACUAACGUCGCCGAUGAGCCGUACCAAGUCAUCUGCGCGAACAAGAUGGGCGCUGACGGCAAACUCACCGGCCUGUUCAAGGUCGCCAGCCAACAGCCGCUCAUCUUCACCCUCGAGCCUGGCGAGACCAAGACCGUGGUGGCGCAAGAGAACACGCAGGGCGCCUGUGCCUUUGCGCCGAACGAGGUUCCCCUUACCGAGAACGGCCAAUACGCAGGCACCUGGGCCGAAUUCGAUUUUGCGAGCGAACCCAACAAUGGCUGGUCCGGCGGUGACUGCUCCUCUCUUGUUGCCCAGGCUGCGGAUAUGGAUGUUUUUGGCUGCCAAAUGUCCCACAAUGGCGUCGACUCGACAAUUUACCCCGGCGGUGAAGCCGACAAUGCAUACAUCAAGGGCAUGGAGGCCCUGGACGGCAUCGGACUCAACAUUCCUCCUGGCAAGGUUGAGAUCGAGGUCAAGGUCGGCUUCUCUAAAUAGAUGGCGGUCCGAUUAUCGUUUCCCUUUCUUUGUCGCAUUCUCCGUGGCCGAUGGUGUCGAUCCGGCAAAGUAUCACGGCACCUGAUAGGGAUUGAAAAUUCUACUAUUUGUGUGUAUGGGUUGCUUCGCGUUCGCUCCGUU
Molecule: messenger RNA, 1196 nt
Organism: Thermothelomyces thermophilus ATCC 42464
Lineage: Eukaryota; Fungi; Ascomycota; Sordariomycetes; Sordariales; Chaetomiaceae
Exons: 1
Coding region: 162-1055 (297 amino acids)
Cellular component (GO): extracellular region
Molecular function (GO): IgE binding
Source: RefSeq, a predicted model, not a curated record